Messenger RNA from Linnemannia hyalina, 1515 nucleotides. Lineage: Eukaryota; Fungi; Mortierellomycota; Mortierellomycetes; Mortierellales; Mortierellaceae. The record is from the annotation of a GenBank genome assembly.
AUGGAUAAACAAAAGAAGCCUCUCAAGAGCGCACUCAAGAAGACCACCCCUGCCGCAGCUGCACCUGCGGCUCCCACCGCACAAAAGCGCAAGCACACCCCUUCCGUCUCCACAAAGACCUCUUCAGCCAACAACAACACCACCAACAACAACAAGCGUACCAAACCCGACCCUUCCUCGAACAACAGCAACAAGAACAAGAACAACAAGGUCACCUCAGGAUCAAAACCUAACGCCAACGCCAAGAAGGUCGUGAACUCCAAGCCCAACAACAAAAACAACAACAACGGAAAGAAGGGAGGACCCGUCACUGGAGGCGUCAAGAAGGUUACUGUUGCCGCACCCGUCAAGAAGGUGGUUGCCAAGCCCAAGAAGGUCGAGGUUGUCCCUGAGGGUGCUACCUUGGAGGAUUUCAGAAUUGUUGCAGGAACUUAUGAAAACAUUCUCUAUGGUGUUGACGCCUAUUGGAAUGAGGACAUGACGCUGAGACUGUCGCCAAUUUUCAUUUUCCCAGCUCACAUCGGCUGCAUCAAAUCACUAGCCAUCGGCGGCCACUUCCUGGCCUCAGGCAGCACCGACGAAAAGAUCCAACUCUACGAUUUGAAGCGUCGCAAGGAACUCGGCGCCCUUCUCCAACAUCAGGGCACCAUCACGGCCUUGACAUUCCACACCAAAACCCACAUGCUCUCUGGAUCGGACGACGGCAAGAUCUGUGUCUGGCGUACAAAGGAUUGGGAGUGUCUCAAGAUCAUGAAGGGUCAUCAGGCGUCUGUUCAUUCGAUUGCGAUCCACCCUUCGGGAAAGAUUGCACUGUCGGUUUCGGUGGAUCACUCGGUGAGGUUGUGGAAUUUGUUGUUGGGAAAGCAGGCUAGUAUGACGCGUUUGCAGGGAGAGGGACUGAGGGUUGUUUGGAACCCUUCUGGUACUGGGUACUCGAUUAUGUUUGAUCAGGAGAUUGGCAUCUACGACAUGGCUACGGCAAAGUGCAUUCGCACGAUCAAGCCCGCGAAAAAGACGCGUCUGAACACAAUGCUCUACUACAAGGACGACUACCUCAUCGUUGGCUGCGAGGACAAGAUGGUCCGGAUCUACAACACCACCACAGGCGCACUGGUCAAGACCCUCGUCGGCCAUGGCAACCGUAUCAAGGACCUCGACCUCGUCACCGUCCCCUUCACCCCCGAGGAGACCUCCAACGUCAAGUUUGUCGGCCGCUCAGGAACCAAGAUGUGCGAUCUCUUGACGAGUGUUUCUUCAGAGGGCAAGAUCUUGGUCUGGAACUUGGAGGAUGUUGUUGCGCCUGCUGCUUCGACGGAGGAGAUGAUGAUGAAGAAGUUUAUUGGAGAGCAUAAGACCGAUAUGAGGGUUACUUGUGUCUCGGUCCAGAAGGGCAUCUGGAAGAAUAAUGGUGUUCAGAGUGGUGCUGCUGAUGGUGAGGAGGAGGAGGAGUCUGAGGAUGAGCUUGAGGUUGCUGCUGCUGAGGAUAGCGAGGAGGAGGAGGAAGACAGCGAAUAG